Messenger RNA from Pediculus humanus corporis (human body louse), 1737 nucleotides. RefSeq names its product Rap1 GTPase-activating protein, putative. Gene Ontology annotation, molecular function: GTPase activator activity. Gene Ontology annotation, biological process: regulation of small GTPase mediated signal transduction; activation of GTPase activity. The transcript has 6 exons. Gene Ontology annotation, cellular component: cytoplasm. NCBI's taxonomy places the organism in Eukaryota, Metazoa, Arthropoda, Insecta, Psocodea, Pediculidae. Bases 1 to 1737 code for a protein of 578 amino acids. The record is from RefSeq and is a predicted model, not a curated record.
AUGGUUGUUUUACCCCCAUCCGGGGGUUACUGGCUAGAUGGUGAUGCCGAAAUUAAUUCUUCUCCUUCUCCUUCUUCUUCAUCUUGGCCUCCUCCCAGUGCCUCCGAAAGAACUCAAAACGCUUUUGUACGAACCCAUCAUUUGGAAACCGAUGACGUUGCCAAAUCCUACAGGAAAUUUUUUUUAGAUAAAGAGCAUUUUAAUUUUUUGGGUCACGACGAAGUUCUCGGUCCAGCUUUAAUGUCCAUGAAAACAGAAUCCGUGGGUGACGUAGAACACACUCGGAUUCUUCUUCGACUGAAAACUGGAACAUUUCACGAAUUGUUACCUUCCUCUUGCCUUCCACGACCCUCUCCUCAGGCUUGGGGAAAAUUAAUAAACGAAAAUUUAAAUGUACCUAAUUGGCAACCCAUUUACUGCCCUCAAGGAUCCAAACUCGUGACGGCUUACGACGAACACGUUCUCGUUUCAAAUUAUAAAUUUGGAAUACUUUAUCAAAAAAAAAAGCAAAUCAGCGAGGAGGAACUUUUUGGUAAUAGAAUUUCAUCUUCGACAUUUGAUGAAUUUUUAGAAAUACUUGGUAAUAGAAUAAGACUGAGAGACCACAAGGGGUACCGAGGAGGUCUCGACACACAAUUUGGUCAAACCGGAGACGAAACCGUUUACGAAGUUUUUCAACAAAAGGAAAUUAUGUUUCACGUAUCCACUCUUCUUCCAUUUACGGAAGGAGAUCCCCAACAAUUGCAAAGAAAAAGACACAUAGGUAAUGAUAUCGUUGCAAUUGUUUUCCAAGAAGAAAACACACCUUUUUGUCCCGACAUGAUUGCAUCGCAUUUUCUUCAUGUGUUCAUUAUUGUGCAGCCUUUAAAUAAUGGACAAGAGUACAAAGUAUGCGUGACGGCUCGUGACGACGUUCCAGAUUUUGGACCGGCUUUACCUAGUCCUUCAAUUUUCAAAAAAGGACCCGAAUUUAAAAAUUUUUUACUUGCUAAAUUAAUAAAUGCCGAAACGGCUGCAUAUAAAUCGGAAAAGUUUUCGAAAUUGGAGUUGAGAACACGAUCAUCGCUCUUGCAAUCUUUGGCCGAUGAACUUCGAAAUAAAUCUCGGGAAUUUUUAGGGGGAGAAAAUAGUACGAAUUUAGAUACAAAUAAAAUGGACAACGGAAAUGGCGGAAGUAGCAGAUUUAUUGACACGGUUAAAAAAGCACUAACAACGAGAGUGAGAUCACAUUCGGAAAAUAAUUUACAAAAUCAAAUCCCAACGGUUACCUCGAAAAAACCUCCUGCAAUACCGGAAACAACAACAUUUACAACAAGUGGUAAAUCUGUCGGAUUAGGUAGAAUAAAAAAAAGUGCACCGGGUUCUCCAGUUUCGAGUCCAGAUCUCAAUCCGAGACAAAAUCCUUCCGAAAGUGACGAUUCUUCACUCAACAGUAUUGAUCUCCAUUACGCGGACAGCGACACAGGUUUGGAAAGUAUGAGUUCGGCAGAAACAACGUUGAAAUUUUGCGUAGGUUGUUCCGAGGGCGAAUUGCUCAGGCAAGAAGUUACUAAAUUAAAAUGCGACAAAUUGGAUUUAUUGCGACAAAAUGUUGCGUGUCAAAGAGAUUUGAAAACGUUAAGAGAAAAAGAAUUGCAACUUCAAUUGGAUUUGUCGAGUGCUUCCAAAGAAAUAUUAAGAUUACGAGAAUUGUUGAAAGACUACAGCGCGGAAAGUGGAGGAGGAGGUCCUAAAUAA